Molecule: messenger RNA, 618 nt
Organism: Daktulosphaira vitifoliae (grape phylloxera)
Lineage: Eukaryota; Metazoa; Arthropoda; Insecta; Hemiptera; Phylloxeridae
Exons: 3
Coding region: 32-523 (163 amino acids)
Source: RefSeq, a predicted model, not a curated record
AAAUGCUUUUGAAUUAGCAUUUUUCAAAUUAAUGAAUAAUGCCCUCUUUGGGAAAACCAUGGAAAUCAUGCGGAAACGCAUCCGCAUUGAGCUAAUCUCCAGUCCCGAACGUCUAAGCAAUCUUGUAAACCAACCAACCUUCAACGAUUGUAUCAAAUACGGUGAAAAAUUGUGCGCUGUCAUAAAGGACACGAAAAUAGUAAAGAUUGUUAAACCUAUAUACGUUGGUUUAGCAGUGCUUGAAAUUAGCAAGACGCUAAUGUACAAGUAUUACUACAACUUAUUAAAACCUCAUUAUGGUGACGCAAUCAGUCUGGUUUAUAUGGAUACUGACUCCUUCAUAUACCUGCUCAGAGUCAGAGACUUCUACCAGGAUUUAGUUGAUAGCCACGAUUUACUGAUGCACGUGGACACAUCUAUCCUGCCCAAGGAUCACCCUUGUUACUCAACCUCGAGAAAGAAGAUGCCGUUUUCUUCUGUCCUUUUCUCAAUACGUAUUUCAAUGUUUAAUACCGUAAAAUAAUACAUGAAAAUUCAAAUUUUCACAAACUUCAAAACGCUACAGAAUAUUUACUACUGAAUAUUAAUAAGAUAUUUUUUUACUAAAAUUUUUCUUAA